AAUAAAAAGUCGUGAAAAAAUUAUGACAUGUGCUGGUUUUGUGUCAUAAAAAACGAGACUAAAGUGAAUUUUUAUUAGUUGUAAUAGUCUCUCUCCAGAAAAUAUAAGAAACAGGAAACCGAAAAAAAAACAAAAUAUUUACAAAAAGUGACAUUGUAUCCCGUUUCAUUGUUAAUGAAAACCGUCGUUUAAACUAUAACGAACACACAUGCUAUUUACUAUCUCUAAAAAGAAUUUACAUACACAAAGUCUCGUCGCUUCUACUACAGACAGAGACUUUUAAGUCACAACUUUAAACAUUUCGUGUGAUUUGUUAAUUAUAGAACUCUCAUGUAAAUAAUUAAAAAGGGAGACGCUUUUAUUGGAUUUUGUCAUCAACGUCACAGACAUUGAACCUGAGAGUGCAGCAAAUUUACGAAAAUUUUAAUUCAAUUGUGUGAAUUUAAUCGACGCAAAGUCACAUUUUUCAUCUGUUUUGUGAAUCCGUCUCUCCGCUUACUCAUUUGCACCAAAAAUAACUCAAAGUACAUAACAGGAAGAGAUUUUCUUCUUGAAAGAGCAUAAGAACGGUUUUAUAUAAGCGAUUUUUUGCGUAAAAAAACUAAAUAAAUCAGUCGAAAACCGAGUGUUGGCAGCAAAAGUUCGUGUAGAAGCUGCGAAUAAUUAUUUAUAGUGAUGUCUUUUGUUGAAUCGCGUUCAAAGUGUGAAGAAAUAAUGCAAAUAAAACGGCAAUAAUGGAAAAAUUAAACGAUAUGCCCGUGCCAGUGAGUCGUAAAUGUUCCUUUACCUAUGCCGGCGGCGAGUUACAACCCAUAAACGACGUCCCGAGCGACGAAAACUCAUUAAACGUGUCAUACUCGAGUCUCGAGUCGCAUUUACUCGCGGAAAACGUCACAAGUACGCCGUGCAAUAAAUCGCAAAAGAAGAAAAUCGCAUGUGACUCGAGUAAUGGCUUCAAAAAUACGAUCGCCGUGUUGGAGCGCCAUGUGAUGCAACGCAAAUUAUGGUCCAAAGAUGUCUCGGAUGCCAAUGCCGACGAUCCCUCGAGCCUCGAACUGCAACUUCUCGUCAUCGAACGUCUCAAAAGUGUCCGGGAGAACUCACGGCUCGCUUGGUUCCUCAUGAAUUACAUAAUUUUCACCGAUAUCAACAACGGCACGAAACGCGAACAAAAGCAACAAAAUAUCGAAAAACUCGCCAAGAAUCUGCAGAGUGACACGAACGACUAUUUGUACCACAUUGCACGCGAAAAAAGCGGAUUGUUGUACUUGAAAGUUGUCAAAUCGCCGACAUCGUCGUCGCCAUCGUCGCCGCCGCCACUCGAGAAAGUUUUAAGUGGUGAUCGUGUCAGUCAAAUGACUCGGACAUUCGAUGAUCCAGAAGCUAUUUCAAGGCUUUUAGAAGAAAAGGAAAAAGAUUUAGAGCUCACUGUACAAAUUGGCAAAGAGCUACUUGCACAAAAUAACACACUCGAAAGUCGCGUCGCUGAAUUAGAAGCAGAACUUGCCAAGACGUCGGAAAAUUUGAAUCAACUCACGCACGAUUUGCAGCAAAAGAACGAACUAAUUAACGUGUUAACCAAUGAUCUGGAUGAUGGAAGUGAAAAUACAACCCCAAUUGGUGCCCGCUCGAUAAACGUCGACAUCCUUCAACGCAAAGUCACACAACUCGAAACGGAGAACAAACUGCUCCGCGUCGAGGCAGAACAAAUUGCCAACGAGACAACCAGUGUCGAGGAACAAGAACGGAAGCUCAUGGACGACAUUGUCUACCAAUUGAGCACGGCAAACAAUGAAUCGCACGCCAUUCGGCUCGAGCUGGAACGCUACAAGGAGGAAAAUCGCCUUCAACAAGAGCAAAUAAUUCAUCUAACGGCCCGCUUACAUUCCACAGAACUUCGUUUGCACGAGUUGUUAUCGGAAAAUGAGGAAACGUCGUCGAUGCUGCACAUCACAAAGGAAAACCAAAAUGCCCUUGCCAUCGAAUUGGUCGAGUUUAAGACGAAAUAUCAGGAAGUCUUGACUUUACUGCACGAUGCGCAAGAUCAGUUGAAGAAACAAAAGCGCCGCGCCGUGCCCAUGGUUCGAAGUAGUCUCAUUGCGACAUCAUGCGGAGCCCGAGAUUCGCUGCAAUCGGAACUCAUGGAAACGUCGAUGUUAUCGGAAAAUAGUUUGGAUUCGGGAAUUAUGUCAGAUCGCCCGUUAAUGCAUCCAAAGGGCAAUUCGGAGUUCCAAAAAGUCUUCGAAACAGUCAAAUACGCAAAUACCCAUAUGACGUCGUCAUCACAUGACGGCUUCUCGAGCAGCAAUAUGUCAGUGUUGUCGUCCCAGGGCUCGCAACCCCGCAUGUCGCCCAUGCUUCUCAGUUCAAGUGCCUCGCAAGCCAGCAAUCAGCGGUAUUACAGUCAACGGCAUUCAAGUAUUUACGGCAAUUUGUCGUCAAACACGACGGCAAGCGGCUUGGGCGACUGCAGUUCAAGCAUUUCCGGUUCCUUAUUCAAGUCAGAUCUUGCCGACAUUUCGGGCGGCGUCUCAAGUGACGAAGGUUAUUCCGCGCCUGCUGGCGUUCCUGGAUGUCCCGGCGCCAAAGAUCUCGAAGCGGCGAUCAAGAGACUCACCCCUGCUGAAAUUCUCGCAAGACGUGCUGUUUUAAGUCACGGCGCAACAGGAAGUUUAUAUUUGGACGACUCAACGACGGCGCAAGAACCGACAGGAAUGCGAACGCCUGAUAGUGUGUUAUCGGGAGGCUCGUGUCAAACGGGAGUCUCGAGUUUGUCGUCGAACACGUGGAAAUUGCCGGAAAAAUUACAAAUUAUUAAGCCAAUUGAGGGAAGUCAAACACUCUUCCAUUGGCAAAAACUCGCAACGCCGACUUUGGGAGGCAUUUUGGAAGAAAGAGCGGGCGUUGCGGUCAAAGGAGGACGAACACUCGAUGAAUUGGGCUUGCAAAUGUACUCGUUGGAAGACGUUGAAGAAGAUGAGGAACUGAUGCCGACAAAGAGAUUCCAACAAAGCGCGUAUACGAAUACUUUUACGAAUAGUAUGGUAAUGCAUCCGGAUGAUGGAACAGCGUCAGUUACGUUUAGUCUCCCGCCGUCUCAAAUGUCAUCACAGAUUAACAGUGCUUGUAGUAGUCGACAACCAAGCGCCCCCGCAACACCUCGUGCUUCCCUUUCGCGUCGCAAUUCCUGUUCGACGUUCUCGGUGCACAUGGGUCUCGCCUCCGUCUUGAACGAACGCGGCAUAAAAGCUGUGACGCCCAGCGUCUUAAACACACCAACUGGCCCGAAUUACUCCCCAACUGUGACACCUUGCAAUUCACCCGACGGCAGUCCAACACGCGAAAUGAGCGACGCUCCCCUAAUUUCGGGUCUUCUCGCAUCCGGUGCCGAAUUACUUCGUCGCAAACUCAUCGGCGUACCUGUGGAACGUCCCUCACGCCUGGCAGCGCGCAACAAACUCGCAUUGUCCCGUUUGGAGAAAAAAGCUCUCAAAUCCAUCAAAAUUUUGGAAAAAGUCGAGUCAAUUGGCGUGGAUAACAUCAUGGCACCGCCAACAACUGUUUCGCCGCUCGCAUUGCACAGCACCUCGAUGUAUCAGGGACGCGUUCGUCGCAGCGACAGUCCCAUGACGCAACUGACGAAGCAUUUAGGCAGCGACGCAUCGAGCUCAAGUACCGGAGCGAUCAGCAAAAAACCUCCGAGACCCGAAGUUACGCGAAUUCCCAAAGAAACAAUUCGCGCCGUGCUAAAUAAAGGACUUGCGGCAGCGGAUGACGACAUGGAUACUGACACAGAAUCGAGUGUAACGUCUUCAGUAUUAUCGUCAGAUGAGCCGAAAGCGGUUGCGGUAUCACGACAUCGCAGCAGAAGUCGCUCGUCGCACAAUAAUGCGUCAAAUAGCGGCGCAGCAACGAAAAAGGGACCAACUGAGACAUCCGCUUCGGUAGCUGAUAGUUGCGUUCGACGCAUGCAACGCCAAAAAUCCCGACGACAACUCAUCCACGGAGGACAGGGGGCACGCAGAGCUGAUUUGGGCACCGUUAACUCCACGCAUCGCUCAUCCAUGCAAGACCUGGGCAACGUCGAGAACCAAAAACCCGAAACCCAUGAGGGCGGAAUUUUCGCACAAGGCGUCGUUGGUACCCUCAGUUCGUUAAUUUUCGGCAGAAAAGGAGGUUUUACUUAAAAAAAUAGUUUCGAGAGUCUGCUUUUGUUCGUUUCGCCAUGAAAAAAUGAGAUACGAACAAAUUCGUGUUAAGAAAAAAAAAAAUUAGUUCAUCAUUCAAAAAAGUCUAGCUAAUACUAUUCAAUAGAAAUAGUCUAGUUAUAGAUCGAGUCAUGCCAAAAUCCUUAAUUUGAAGCUUUUUUCAUUCAAUUGAACCGAAAAAUUUACUAACUGCCGCGCUUUUCAUUUAAUUCUUGUUGUAUUAUAUUUGUAUGUUUAAAAAUUUAAACACGCUUUUUUGUCAUCCCUCAAUUGGAAGCCUGAUAUUUUUUUAUUUACCUUAACAAACAACAAAACUGUUAGAAUUUAGUCUUGAUUUAGUCAAAAAGGAGAAACAACGAUAAAACGUUACGUUUAUUAAUUUAAAGAUUUGCUAUACAAAUAAUUUAUUGUAAUAUUUUUAAUUUUUAUUUAAAAAAAUAUACAAAAAAUUUGUAAAAAAUUGCUUUAUUAUAUAUUUUGAUAUCACAAUAAUUUCUCAUAUUUUAAAAAAAAAAUUGUAAAAAAAAAGCAUUUUUCUCAUUUUCAAUAAAAACACAUGAAAGAUCAGAAAAGAGAACGAAAAUAGUGAUAAAAAAAGAUCCUAAAUUAAAAAAAUAAUAAAAAAGUAUAGAAAGCCUGUUAAUAGAAAGUAAAAAAAAAUAUGAGAAAAAAAAAAUUU
Molecule: messenger RNA, 4887 nt
Organism: Culicoides brevitarsis
Lineage: Eukaryota; Metazoa; Arthropoda; Insecta; Diptera; Ceratopogonidae
Gene: milt
Product: trafficking kinesin-binding protein milt
Exons: 5
Coding region: 735-4187 (1150 amino acids)
Biological process (GO): protein targeting; vesicle transport along microtubule; mitochondrion distribution
Cellular component (GO): cytoplasmic vesicle; mitochondrion
Molecular function (GO): myosin binding
Source: RefSeq, a predicted model, not a curated record